Molecule: messenger RNA, 642 nt
Organism: Trypanosoma grayi
Lineage: Eukaryota; Euglenozoa; Kinetoplastea; Trypanosomatida; Trypanosomatidae
Product: fatty acid elongase
Exons: 1
Biological process (GO): fatty acid elongation, monounsaturated fatty acid; fatty acid elongation, polyunsaturated fatty acid; sphingolipid biosynthetic process
Cellular component (GO): endoplasmic reticulum membrane
Molecular function (GO): fatty acid elongase activity
Source: RefSeq, a predicted model, not a curated record
AUGUCAGAGGGAAUGAUAGGUGUGUACAACCGCUUCCUCGCGGACUUCCAGGGCGACAAACUCCGGGAGUGGAUGCUCAAUCACACUGAGGUCCCCGCCGUUGCGGUGGCGUUGUACCUCGCCCUCGUGCUAUACGUGCCGGACAGCAUCAUGGCACACCGCCAGCCAAUGAACCUGCGCGGGUACAACAUAUUGUGGAACCUGCUGCUCACCGUCUUCUCCGCAGCGGGCGCGUACUACUGUGUGCCGCGCCUGCUGGAGGCGCUCACGGCGGAGCGCAUCGGCGGGUUGGCUGUGGACCCCGCGCUGGGUCCAAACGCAACUGUGCCUGUUGUGCCUGGCAGCCUCUACAGCUCCACAUGUGUGUGGAACGACAGGAUGUUCUUCGACGGCCCCGUGGGCGUGUGGGUAGGCGCCUUCGUCCUGUCCAAGAUACCGGAGAUGCUGGACACGGCCUUCCUCGUCUUCCAGAAGAAGCCGGUGAUCUUCCUACACUGGUACCACCACCUCACAGUGAUGCUUUUCUGCUGGCACGCCUAUGCGUACACCAUUUCUAGCGGCCUGUGGUUUGCCACGAUGAAUUACUGUGUGCAUUCCAUCAUGUACUUUUACUACUUUGUGUGUGCGUGUGGGCUGCGCAAG